ACGAAGUCAUCCGUUUGAUUUUCCGUCUUUAUUCCCUUCACAAAUCUUGAACAACCUUUCACAACCUCUCUCCCAUGGCUGCUCUGGGACAUCUGCCUGAAGAAGUGAUGAUCGAGAUUCUCUCCAGGCUUCCGCCGGAGUCUCUGCUUCGAUUCAAGACCGUUCGAAAAUCCUGGUAUGCUCUAAUCAACGACCCUAAAUUCGCGACCAUAUAUUUCUCCAAUUCUCCUCAUCAGCAGAAACACAUUCUUGUCAAGCGUCUUGUUACCAAGAACUCUGGCAAGCAGGAAAAUAUCUUCUCCUUCCUCAACUUCCCCCUUCCCUUCGAUGGAUCUGUGCCGGUUUACGAUGUCGAUUUGCCAUCCGAUGAGGAUCUUCGAUAUUCCCAAAUCUGUGGCCAUUCUCACGGUUUACUCUGCCUCACCGAUCUUGGUACGGACAUUUUCCUCUGCAAUCCAGCCACCAGAGAGUUUCAGAAACUACCGCGGUCGAUUCUCCUCCUCACCGAACCCCCCACUGAGCCCGACGGGUACGAUUCGUCCACGAAUGCUGUCGGAUUUGGGUACGAUUCGAAAUCUAAGGAUUUCAAGGUGGUUAGGGUUGUGGAUUUUAUGGAAGGAGUGUGCCAUUUUUACCCUUCGAGAGUGGAAAUUUAUGAUUUGAGUAAAGAUAGAUGGAGAGAAAUUGAGACUCCUAUUUGUGGAUCUGUAUUUUGGAUGCCUUCCUUUGAGAUGUAUCAUGAAGGAACAUAUUAUUGGUGGGCAAAGACAGGUGAAGGAGAAGAAAUUAUACAGUCAUUUGACAUGAGUGAGGAGGUUUUCGGGCGAAUUUCGAUGCCAGAGAGUUUCAAGCGGGGGGACCGUAUGUAUAGAAGUAUGGGGGUUUUGAAUGGAUCGAUUGUUCUAUUUCAUUAUCCAUCGGAAGAGGGUGAAAAAGAGUUCGAGAUUUGGGAGAUGGAGAAGGAUGAAUUUGGUGGGGUUUCAUGGUCAAAGCUGCUCACAAUUGGGCCUCUUUUUGGAAUUGGGAAACCGUUGGUGUUUGUGGGUUCUAAUGAACUCUUAAUGGAAUCAAUUGAAGGGCAGGUGGUUUUGUACAAUACUCGAACCAAACAGUUGAGAGAGCUUCCCAUGAAAGGGAACCCAGAAGAGUUUCAAGCUACUCAAGCUACUGUUUUUGUCGAGGGUUUGGUGUCUGUGAAAGGAGGAAAUAACCUGAAAUAUGAAAUUUGAAUCUAAGUUUUAGUUUUUACACCAGACAUGUACUUUUGAAUUCAUGCUUUAGCUUUUACACAAAAUCAUCUAUUUCUUGUACACUCCUACAUCCCUAUGUGAGCGUGAUUUUAAAACUAAUGGUGAUUAUGAUAAUAACAAGUUACACCGUUAUGGCUUUUAAAAUAAGCAAUA
This is a messenger RNA of Cucurbita moschata (crookneck pumpkin), 1403 nucleotides long. RefSeq names its product F-box protein CPR30-like. The transcript has a single exon. The coding region runs from base 75 to 1229 and encodes 384 amino acids. Gene Ontology annotation, molecular function: protein binding. Lineage: Eukaryota; Viridiplantae; Streptophyta; Magnoliopsida; Cucurbitales; Cucurbitaceae. The record is from RefSeq and is a predicted model, not a curated record.